AUGGAUCGCUCUGCUAUUCCUGCAAUUUUACGUGAACUCAAUAUCCAUCCAGAUCUAGUUGCUUGCAUUUACAAUUACGGUUCAUGGGUGUACGGUACAAACUCGGCAACAUCUGAUCGUGACCUUAUGAUCGUGACGCGUUCGUCCGCAAAUGUACCAUUAGUAUUUAACGAUGAAUUCGAUUAUUUUCAUGAAUUUGACUUGCACAAGCUAUGGAAUCAAUACGAUGUUUGUGUUCAUAGUGUUGAAAAUUUUGAAGUUCUCCUGAAAAAGAAUUACAUGCUUGCUAUUGAAUGCGUAUUCUUACCAGCAGAAUUCAAAAUCAAGGAAGAUAUUAAUUUUCAGAAAAUUUAUCUAGACAAGUAUUAUGAUCCAGUAAGAUUGAAAACUGUGGCAUUCUAUGAAAACUAUAUCUCUCAAAAAAUGUACGAUCUUGAAGAUCAUACAUUGUAUCCUUUACGUAGUCAAGAGCCCGAUUUAGACACAGAAUCGAAUAGAAAUUUUUUGUUCAAAAACUUAUUUCAUGGCUUUCGUUAUUUGGAUUUUGGUCAACAGUUGAUUGAAUCAAAAUCAAUCCAAGACUUUCAACGUGUGUCACAUGUCCUAGGUGAAAUGAAACAAAUACGCGAUAAUUGUGAUGAAACUUACGCCUGGGAAAGUGUAUUGGAGUUUGUCAAAGCAAAAAGUGCUGAACACAAAUCUCAACUAGAUACACUUGUGCCAACGAAUAUUGUUAAAGGAACGUUUGAAACACAUGUGACACUUGAUUGUUCAAACAACACAGAAGAAGUGAUCGAGAAAUUGAAGAAAGCAUGCGAGAAUACUAAGUAUAAAGUUAUCUUCAUUGAUUUGAACAGUCACAAUAAAAAAGAAAAAAAUCAACAACUGAUGACUUCAUCAUACCAUUGUGGAGAAUAUCCGGCAAUUGUAUCAGAAAUCAACGAAGAAGUUCAUAAGCAUUUCCGUGAUUUCAACAUUGUACGCGUGAAAAUCGAAGCGUUGGCAUCAAAUGACGGCAUUCCAGAAACUGAUAUUGAGAAAAAAUUAUUCUGGGAUGAUAAAUCCAACUAUUUUGAAUUCCAUUACAAAGUCUUACUCAAAAUCGACAACUAUGGAAAAGCGUACAAAGAGCUCGAAAACAUCUGUAAUUACUCGCGUGGUUUACAUUUAUCGCGCAAUGCAUUUCAGCGUUUGAAUGAAGACAAUUCUUAUUAUCUGAUUACAAAGCGUCUAUUUGAAAACGGACGAAAGUCGGCAUUCGAAAUAAAUGAUAGAACGAUUGAUUAUUUAACCGCCCGCAAAUAUCCACCAUUGAAGACAGUGCGAGAAUUUGUAGUGUAUGAUAGUUUUAUUGAACUUGACAAGGAUUGGAAAUAA
Adineta ricciae is the source of this 1377-nucleotide messenger RNA. NCBI's taxonomy places the organism in Eukaryota, Metazoa, Rotifera, Eurotatoria, Adinetida, Adinetidae. The record is from the annotation of a GenBank genome assembly.